Messenger RNA from Miniopterus natalensis, 1422 nucleotides. The record is from RefSeq and is a predicted model, not a curated record. NCBI's taxonomy places the organism in Eukaryota, Metazoa, Chordata, Mammalia, Chiroptera, Miniopteridae.
AUGCAGAUCUGUGAUGUGUUGUGCGUCCUGUCCCUCUUCUGGAGCUUCACCCUUGCAGGGGACGAUAAUUCUUUAGCUAGAAUCUCUCAAUCCAUAGCCUUCUCCAGUAACUUAUCCCAUUACUGGAUCUGUCAUCUCACGCCUUCCUCCCUGCUGGAUCAUUCUGACCCUCUGGUCCUGCCUGUUUUGAAUUUCUCGCAGAUACCCAGUUACCAAGUCACUUAUGACAUGAAAUUCCCUAACGUUGUGCAUCGAGUGAGGCUUGUUGAUUAUGAAUUUCCUGUGCCCUGUUUCUUCCUCACCCCGCCCGAGAACUUUCCAGCCAUGGUUUCAGGCAAAUCCUGUAAAAAGCCCGACGCCCCGGGGCAGGGUAAUCUGACCAGGCCCUCUGGAAGCCCGGGCGCUCCUUGGCAAUACAAUAGGACGUGUUUCACCGACCCAGCCUCUCUCCCUUUGAUUCGACAGCGAUGUGCCAAUCUGUCCUCUGCCUACGCUUCUACUAAACUAUGCAGAACCUGGAGGGGUCAAGACGAGACAUAUCUGAAGGGCUCCCCGACCCCCUUGCAGAGUUGCCACAUGACUCCAUCGUGGACCCUGCCUCGCACGGACCCCUGGUUAGAAAACAUCUUGGGUCACCUUCCCCAAGGGGAUAACCUUAAUUUUCAGAAUAUGACUGGGAUCUUAUGUGCUCCCAUGGGUUACGUUUUUGUUUGCGGAUCCCAGAAUGAGGCAUGGGCCUAUAAGUGUCUUGACAGUUGGCGUAUUGGUGGAACCUGCUUAUUGGGCUACUUGAUAACCCCAUUCUCAGAAACUGUCCAUUGGACCAGUUCCCUUAAGCUGUUCACUAGGAUCGCUCGUGAUCUCCCUGAUGGAGAUAGUUAUUUCUUUGGCUAUAUUUUCCUCCCUUGGCUGGAUGUGGUAGCUAAUCAGCGUGUACUCAGGAACCUAUCAAAAACCUUAGAUGCCAUUGCAAAUGAAAUGGCUACCACCCUUACUGGGCUGCAAACAUCCUUGAAUUCUCUUGCUGAAGUUGUACUUGACAACCGUGUAGCUUUAGACUAUAUGCUUGCUGAACAAGGUGGAGUCUGUAUUGCUGCUAAUACUACUUGCUGCACAUAUAUCAGUUCCUCUUCUGAGGUAGAUACUCAUAUUGCCAAAAUUAGACAACAAGCUACUCUGUUCCAACCAAAAGUAGACCCUCAGAGCGGACAUUUAGGUGGAAUUCAAGACUGGUUCACAGGCCUUUUCUCAUGGAAGCUGAAAGGGGCACAUUGGAUCCUAGGCAGUAUUCUCAAAUUAGGGCUCAUCGUCCUCCUCACAGCUAUGUUAUUCAUAAUGAUUAUGUACUGUGUAAUUAAGCGCUGUGCUAACAAGGCUAAGACUACUAAGAUAAAUAGGGAAAUGCCUAUGGCAACUUUUUAA